This is a messenger RNA of Cucurbita moschata (crookneck pumpkin), 1160 nucleotides long. Its product is annotated as psbP domain-containing protein 2, chloroplastic. Lineage: Eukaryota; Viridiplantae; Streptophyta; Magnoliopsida; Cucurbitales; Cucurbitaceae. The record is from RefSeq and is a predicted model, not a curated record. The transcript has 6 exons. Bases 94 to 1026 code for a protein of 310 amino acids. Gene Ontology annotation, biological process: photosynthesis. Gene Ontology annotation, molecular function: calcium ion binding. Gene Ontology annotation, cellular component: extrinsic component of membrane; photosystem II; photosystem II oxygen evolving complex.
CGGAGCAUCCAUUACAAGUCUAUCCAGACCAUACGCACAGAGGUAGAGUUCGAAGAGAAAGCAGCGCGGAAGUGGAACCAAUCGUCUUGGGCUAUGGCGACACUCCUCCAGUUUCCAUCCAACAUACUCUUCUUCCAUACUCUCCAAACCCAAAGGGAAGAUAUUGUUCAAUCCAGACAAAGUUGGCCUGUAGAUGCGAAAGGAGGACGGCUGAUUUCUUUUUAUUGCUCCUCAAUGAAUUUUCAGGCACCAUAUAAAUUUUCAAACGGUUCCUCGUCAAAACAAAAGCUUCCUACAAGGUUUUUGAGGGAUAAGAAGUUGAUUUUUGAUGCAGAUCCCCCUGCCCAAAAGGACAUUGAUCAUUCAUACCAUAUUUUGGAACAAAGUGCUCAUGUGACCCAAAAACACAUACUAGGAAGCAGCCACUCGUGCACAAGUCCUCUCCUUUACCCAAGCAGGAGAGCUCUGAAUGUUUCUGUUAUCUCAUUGUUCUUGUAUGGAUUUUCACCAAGCAUUUGUGAGGCCGUUUUUGCUGAAGAGUUGGAGCUUGAGAGAUACACAGAUUCAAAGGAGGGUUUUACUCUUCUUCGACCAUCUUCUUGGGUUAAGGUUGAUAAAGCAGGGGCAACAGUUUUAUUUGAAGAGGAGAAUAAAGGAAGCAACAAUGUUGGUGUUGUAGUAAAUCCGGUUCGUCUUACAAGUCUUGGGGAGUUUGGAACUCCUCAGUUCGUGGCUGACAAACUUAUACAGGCUGAAAAGCGAAAGGAAAGUACAAAGGAUGCAGCAGUGGUUGGUGCUGCAGAGAGAUCUGGUAAGGGAGGUCUACAAGUAUACGAGUUCGAGUACAUGGUCGACAGCACUAGAGGGGGGAUGAAGCGGGUUUUCUCCGCUGCUUUUGUGGCUUCUAAGAAGCUUUACAUCCUUAACGUAUCCCACUCGGACAAACCAGAGAGCCCUCUUGAUUCACAGAGAAGAAAGAUGUUGGAGCAGGUUCUUCAUUCCUUUGAUGCAGCUCCUUCCUCCUGAAAGAUCAUCAUCAGUUCAUGCUCUCCCUCCAAACUAACUCAUUUCCAUUCUGUCUCUGCUUUGCUUUCCAUGCCACCAUGGGGCUUCCAUUUUUCUCUCUAAUUAAUAUAUAUAAAGUUUGUUUCUUCCUAUUC